UCUUAUUUUAGAAUCUUGUAAUACAACUCAAUCAAGUUUGUCAGGCACAGGAGUCAGUCUGAAGUCUGUUUAUCAGGUGGAGUGUGACAGCGGUCAGUCUGGAACAGAUAUAUCAGUAGAGAGCUGUAACAAGAAGAGCGUCUCAGGGGUCAUUCUUGGAACAGCUGGAGCAAGUUGUUCAUCUGCGGUGUCUGUGUGUAAACAGCUGCAACAGGUGUCUGUGGGUGAACUGCACCAGCAGGUGUCUGUAGGUCAACAGCUGCAACAGGUGUCUGUGUGUAAACAGCUGCAACAGGUGUCUGUGGGUCAACAGCUGCAACAGGUGUCUGUGGGUCAACUGCACCAGCAGGAGUCUGUAUGUCAACAGCUGCAACAGGUGUCUGUGUGUAAACAGCUGCAACAGGUGUCUGUGGGUGAACUGCACCAGCAGGUGUCUGUGGGUCAACAGCUGCAACAGGUGUCUGUGUGUAAACAGCUGCAACAGGUGUCUGUGGGUCAACAGCUGCAACAGGUGUCUGUGGGUCAACUGCACCAGCAGGAGUCUGUAUGUCAACAGCUGCAACAGGUGUCUGUGUGUAAACAGCUGCAACAGGUGUCUGUGGGUGAACUGCACCAGCAGGUGUCUGUGGGUCAACAGCUGCAACAGGUGUCUGUGUGUAAACAGCUGCAACAGGUGUCUGUGUGUAAACAGCUGCAACAGGUGUCUGUGGGUCAACUGCACCAGCAGGUGUCUGUGGGUCAACAGCUGCAACAUGUGUCUGUGGAUCAACUGCACCAGCAGGUGUCUGUGGGUCAACAGCUGCAACAGGUGUCUGUGGGUCAACAGCUGCAACAGGUGUCUGUGGGUCAACAGCUGCAACAGGUGUCUGUGGGUCAACAGCUGCAACAGGUGUCUGUGGGUCAACAGCUGCAACAGGUGUCUGUGGGUCAACAGCUGCAACAGGUGUCUGUGGGUCAACAGCUGCAACAGGUGUCUGUAGGUCAACUGCACCAGCAGGUGUCUGUGGGUCAUCAGACAACACAGAAGGUCAUCCACAGCGAGACUCUUCAUCUUACUCAUGAACAACUAAGAAUAAUCAACCACAAGAUAGAAGCCAAUCAUGUUGUGAUGAUCAACGCCUUCGCAGGAGCGGGCAAAACUACAACCUUGUGCCGGUUGUGCCAGGAGCGACCACACACCAAGUUUCUCCUGCUCCUCCCCACUAAGUCACUCCAGGAACAAUGUUCACAAACAUUCCCCAUCAAUGUUACUGUGAACACUUUUCGGUCCUUGGCUUUUGCCCACAUUGGCAGACGAUUUUCCUCGAUUAAUAAACUGGUGGAAACAUUGAGAUUCAACGAUAUAUUCAAUUUCCUCGACAUAAGGAUUGACGGAGGAAUCAGGUAAGACCAACAACUGUAAUGAACAGCAGGAUGUGAU
This is a messenger RNA of Procambarus clarkii (red swamp crayfish), 1420 nucleotides long. NCBI's taxonomy places the organism in Eukaryota, Metazoa, Arthropoda, Malacostraca, Decapoda, Cambaridae. The record is from RefSeq and is a predicted model, not a curated record.